Molecule: messenger RNA, 2145 nt
Organism: Corylus avellana
Lineage: Eukaryota; Viridiplantae; Streptophyta; Magnoliopsida; Fagales; Betulaceae
Product: Major facilitator superfamily protein
Biological process (GO): oligopeptide transport; transmembrane transport
Cellular component (GO): membrane
Molecular function (GO): transmembrane transporter activity
Source: RefSeq, a predicted model, not a curated record
ACUUUCACUGGUGCAUAUCCAGAUAUAUAUAAUACAGCUCUUCACAUAUGCCUAGUUCGGUGAACGGUCACACAAAAACUUCAUAAGCUGUUCCACUGUAAGGAAGUUGUGGAAUGGGUGCCAGUGAGAUUAAGUCGCCUGAAGUUGGGCUUGAGACACCAACUACUGUGGAUGGAAAUUCUGACUCCGUUCAGAGUAAGAAGCUUGGAAUCUUCUUCAUUGAAUCUGAUGAUAGGCGGACGGCAUUCGGGCGUGGUUAUACCGGAGGGACUACGCCGGUUAAUAUCCAUGGAAAACCUAUUGCUGAUCUCUCAAAGACGGGUGGCUGGAUUGCCGCCUUCUUCAUAUUCGGGAAUGAGAUGGCAGAGAGAAUGGCUUAUUUUGGCCUUUCUGUGAAUAUGGUGGCCUUUAUGUUUUAUGUUAUGCAUAGACCCUUUGCCAGUUCAUCAAAUGCUGUAAACAAUUUCCUAGGAAUAUCACAGGCAUCCUCUGUCCUUGGUGGUUUUCUUGCUGAUGCAUAUCUCGGUCGAUAUUGGACAAUAGCAAUCUUUACGACAAUCUAUCUUGCGGGUUUGACAGGAAUAACCUUAUGUGCAACAAUGAGCAUCUUUGUGCCAAAUCAAGAUCAUUGUGAUCAGAUAUCCCUCUUGUUAGGCACUUGUCAACCUGCAAAACAAUGGCAGAUGAUUUACCUCAACACUGUCCUUUAUGUGACUGCAUUUGGAGCUGCAGGUAUAAGGCCAUGUGUUUCAUCUUUUGGGGCUGAUCAAUUUGAUGAAACAAACAAAGAUUACAAAACUCACCUGGAUAGGUUUUUCAACUUUUUCUAUCUUUCUGUUACUAUUGGGGCAAUUGUGGCCUUCACUGCUGUAGUAUACAUUCAAAUCAAACACGGAUGGGGAUCUGCCUUUGGCUCACUGGCAAUAGCUAUGGGCAUAUCAAACGUGGUAUUCUUUAUUGGCACUCCUUUGUAUAGGCAUAGGUUGCCAGGUGGCAGCCCUCUCACACGGGUUGCCCAAGUCUUGGCAGCUGCAUUCAGGAAGAGAAAUGCCUCAUUCUCUAGCAGCGAGUUAAUAGGCUUGUAUGAGGUUCCUGGCAAACAAUCUACAAUAAAGGGUAGCGGAAAGAUAGCUCACACUGAUGAUUUUAGAUGUUUGGACAAGGCAGCUUUGCAGCUGAUAGAAGAUGGUGCUAAUCCGAGUCCUUGGAGGCUUUGCACUGUGACUCAAGUAGAGGAGGUCAAGAUCCUUAUAAAACUAAUCCCCAUUCCAGCUUGCACGAUAAUGCUCAACUUAAUCUUAACAGAGUUUUUGACUCUCUCAGUGCAACAAGCCUAUACUCUAAACACCUACAUGGGUCAUCUGAAGCUCCCUGUAACAUGCAUGCCCGUAUUUCCUGGCCUCAGCAUAUUUCUCAUUUUAUCUCUUUAUUACUCCACAUUUGUCCCAUUAUCGAGACGCUUAACUGGCCACCCUCAUGGAGCUUCUCAGCUUCAACGGAUAGGCAUUGGUCUGGCAGUUUCAAUUCUCUCAGUGGCAUUGGCUGGAGUUUUUGAAAGGUUCCGCAGAAGUUAUGCAGUCAAACAUGGGUAUGAGGGGAAUUUCUUAACUCAGAUGCCCAACCUGAGUGCAUACUGGUUGUUGAUUCAAUAUUGCCUCAUUGGCAUAGCUGAAGUAUUUUCCGUAGUGGGACUACUAGAAUUCCUAUAUGAGGAAGCCCCAGAUGCCAUGAAGAGCAUAGGAUCUGCUUAUGCUGCUCUAGCUGGUGGUUUAGGUUGCUUUGCAGCCACUAUAUUGAACAACAUCGUCAAAUCCGUCACAGGGAACGAAGAAAAAGGCCAGCCAUCAUGGUUGUCCCAAAACAUAAACACCGGUAGAUUUGAUUAUUUGUAUUGGCUGCUUACAGUUUUGAGUGUAAUCAAUUUCUGUGCCUUUCUGUAUUCAGCACAUAAAUACAAGUACAGAGCAGCUCACGAUAAAUUUGAGAUGGGGGGGAAGCAAGAUGUAUCCAACAAAAGGAACACCCCCCUCGGUGGGCUAAAUAGGAAAUGGAAGGGAGCAUUAGAUGGAUAAGUGGCUUUUUCCCCAUGUAUAAUUCUCCUCUUCAUGGAUUUGUUGUUAUUGAAAAAAGUCAAUUUUCUCAUCA